Messenger RNA from Pan troglodytes (chimpanzee), 4057 nucleotides. RefSeq names its product shieldin complex subunit 2 (gene SHLD2). The record is from RefSeq and is a predicted model, not a curated record. The coding region runs from base 416 to 3274 and encodes 952 amino acids. The transcript is spliced from 12 exons. Gene Ontology annotation, cellular component: site of double-strand break; nucleus. Gene Ontology annotation, biological process: regulation of double-strand break repair via homologous recombination. Lineage: Eukaryota; Metazoa; Chordata; Mammalia; Primates; Hominidae.
GGGGCGGGUCGGGGCGGGCCCACGGGCGGCCGGAUCUGCCCGAGGCCGCACCCGCCUCCGGCGGGGCCCUCAGUGAAAAAUGUACUCUGACCUGAAUCCUGAAUUUUCCUUGAUGGUCAAAAGAUUAAGUCGGAGUCUUGCUCUGUCGCCCAGGCUGGAGAGGAGUGGCACAAUCUCGGCUCGCUGCAACCUCCACUUCCCGGGUUCAAGUGAUUCUCCUGCUUCAGCCUCCCAAGUAGCUGGGAUUACAGGUGCCUGCCACCACGCCCGCCUAAUUUUUGUACUUUCAGUAGAGAUGAGGUUUCACCAUGUUGGCCAGGCUGCUCUUGAACUCCUGACCUUGUGAUCCGCCUGCCUCCGCCUCCCAGUGUUGGGAUUAUAGGUGUGAGCCACCACACCCAGCCACUAAGAAAUCAUGAGUGGAGGAUCUCAAGUCCACAUUUUUUGGGGUGCUCCAGUUGCUCCACUGAAAAUCACAGUAUCAGAAGACACAGCUUCUUUAAUGUCUGUUGCUGACCCCUGGAAAAAAAUUCAGCUUUUAUACAGUCAACAUUCUUUAUAUCUGAAGGAUGAAAAACAGCACAAAAAUCUUGAAAACUAUAAAGUCCCAGAAUCUAUUGGUUCUCCAGAUCUUAGUGGUCAUUUCUUAGCAAACUGUGUGAAUAGACAUGUUCAGGUGAAAGAUGACUUUGUACAUUCUGUUUCUGAAACACAGAAUAUAGAAUCCCAGAAGAUUCACUCCUCUAGACUGAGUGAUAUAACUAGCUCUAAUAUGCAAAUAUGUGGAUUUAAAAGCACAGUUCCGCAUUUAACCGAAGAAGAAAAGUAUCAAAAGCUUCUCAGUGAAAAUAAAAUGAGAGAUGAACAGCCUAAACAUCAGCCAGAUAUAUGUGGUAAGAACUUUAACACAAAUUUGUUUCAGUUGGGCCAUAAAUGUGCAGCUGUGUUGGAUUUGGUUUGUAGUACUGAAAAAAUUAAUAUAGGGCCUGAAGUGGUACAAAGAGAGUGUGUGCCAACAGAAUAUCAUGAAAUACAAAACCAGUGUUUGGGAUUAUUUUCCUCGAACGCAGUAGAUAAGUCAAGGUCUGAAGCAGCAGUUAGGAAGGUCUCAGACCUUAAAAUAUCAACUGAUACAGAAUUUCUCAGUAUAAUUACCUCCAGCCAGGUUGCUUUUUUAGCUCAAAAGAAAGAUAAAAGGCGGAGUCCUGUAAAUAAAGGGAAUGUAAACAUGGAGACUGAACCAAAGGCAAGUUACGGGGAGAUAAGAAUACCUGAAGAGAAUUCGAUUCAGCUUGAUGGUUUUACAGAAGCAUAUGAAAGUGGACAAAACCAAGCAUAUUCCCUUGAACUUUUUAGUCCUCUUUGUCCUAAAACAGAAAAUAGCCGCAUUCACAUAAACUCUGAUAAAGGUCUUGAAGAACAUACAGGAUCUCAAGAACUUUUCAGUUCUGAAGAUGAACUGCCACCAAAUGAGAUACGUAUUGAGUUGUGUAGCUCAGGAAUACUGUGUUCCCAACUAAAUACCUUCCACAAAAGUGCUAUUAAAAGAAGCUGUACCUCUGAUGAUAAAGUGGGCCAGUCUGAAGCUCUAUCUAGAGUCCUUCAAGUAGCUAAGAAAAUGAAGUUGAUUUCUAAUGGAGGAGAUUCUGCUGUAGAAAUGGAUCGGAGAAAUGUGUCUGAAUUUAAGAAUAUUAAAAAAACAUCAUUAAUAAAAAACUGUGAUUCUAAAAGCCAGAAGUAUAAUUGUUUAGUCAUGGUGCUAUCUCCAUGCCAUGUGAAGGAAAUAAACAUAAAAUUCGGACCAAAUUCUGGCUCUAAAGUGCCUUUAGCAACAGUUACAGUAAUUGAUCAAUCAGAAACUAAGAAGAAGGUUUUUCUGUGGAGGACUGCAGCAUUUUGGGCAUUUACAGUGUUUCUUGGAGAUAUAAUUUUACUCACAGUCCUAGCUUUCAGAAUGCUCUCCUUGAAAUUUCUCGUCUGUUCCUUUUUUCUGAAGAACAUGCAUCCUGAAUGUUGGAUCAUGAAAAGUCUUGAAUGCUGUACUAGCUCUUCCUGGCUAGGCAGUGGGGAACCACUGUUUUUUAAUGUUGUUAUUCAUGAGGACCAAUGGAUUGGUGAGACAGUACUACAAUCAACAUUUAGCAGUCAGUUAUUAAAUCUUGGGAGUUAUUCAUCUAUUCAGCCUGAAGAAUAUUCCAGUGUAGUUAGUGAUGUUGUACUUCAAGACUUACUGGCAUAUGUGUCCUCAAAACAUUCCUACCUCAGAGAUCUUCCUCCGAGGCAGCCUCAGAGGGUGAACAGUAUAGACUUUGUAGAAUUGGAGCACCUUCAACCUGAUGUAUUAGUCCACGCAGUACUAAGAGUUGUUGAUUUCACUAUACUGACAGAGGCAGUAUACAGUUAUAGAGGACAGAAGCAGAAAAAAGUUAUGUUAACAGUGGAACAGGCCCAAGAUCAACAUUAUGCGCUUGUAUUAUGGGGUCCUGGAGCAGCCUGGUACCCUCAACUUCAAAGGAAAAAAGGUUAUAUUUGGGAAUUUAAAUAUCUUUUUGUUCAGUGCAAUUACACACUAGAAAACCUAGAAUUGCAUACAACGCCUUGGUCAUCCUGUGAGUGCUUGUUUGAUGAUGAUAUAAGGGCAAUUACAUUUAAAGCAAAAUUUCAAAAAACUGCACCCUCCUUUGUGAAGAUAUCAGACUUAGCAACCCACCUAGAGGAUAAGUGUUCAGGAGUGGUUCUAAUUAAAGCCCAGAUUUCAGAGCUGGCAUUUCCUAUUACAGCAGCUCAGAAGAUAGCUCUAAAUGCUCACAGUUCUCUGAAGAGUAUUUUUUCUUCUCUUCCCAACAUCGUAUAUACUGGCUGUGCAAAAUGUGGAUUGGAACUAGAAACAGAUGAGAACAGGAUCUACAAACAAUGUUUUAGCUGCUUGCCAUUUACUAUGAAGAAAAUAUAUUAUAGGCCAGCGUUAAUGACUGCCGUUGAUGGAAGACAUGAUGUUUGCAUCCGUGUAGAAUCAAAGCUGAUAGAGAAGAUUCUUCUCAACAUUUCUGCAGACUGCCUCAACAGAGUGAUAGUUCCUUCCUCAGAGAUCACCUAUGGGAUGGUCGUGGCAGACCUGUUCCACUCCUUGUUGGCAGUCAGCGCAGAACCUUGUGUAUUGAAGAUUCAGAGCCUUUUUGUGUUAGAUGAAAACAGCUAUCCGUUACAACAAGAUUUCUCCCUCCUGGAUUUUUAUCCUGACAUUGUAAAGCAUGGAGCCAAUGCCCGUCUCUGAGGCCAGAGGAAGAAAUUGCAGGCAUUUCAAGGAAGAAGUACUGAAAUGAUUUGUCUUUUGAAAUAAAUGAAUGACAGGGCUUUUGCUUUGGAUUUUUUAUGAAAUAUAUUUUACAAAGAGAAUUGCACUAGAUAUAUAAAUUAAAACUUUUUUCUAAGAAAAUCCUGUGAGGUUUAAAAAGAUUGUUUUUGUCUUUUGGUUUCUUCCUUUCUUCUGGAGAAAUGAUCUACCAGUCAAGGCAAUAUGUAGCAGAUCCCUGGGAAUUAAAGGUUUGCCCAUUUGUUCACUGUAUUUAGUCCCUGCUACAUUCCAGGCAUUGUACUAAGUAUGGGGAACCACAGAGAAGACAUUCCCUCAGAAACUGCUGCAGUGCUUUCGCUUAUCCCUACCUUAAAAACCGUCAAUGUGAAAUCAUUUCCUUGAUUAUAACUGUAAUGAUAAUGGAUUAGUUUAUAUAAACCUGUUUAGACAAGUUCAAGACAAGCGUGUCUUUCUAUAAAAAGUAUUGAAAAUGAAGGAAAUGAGAUCAUGUUUCAAUUUAUUAAAGCAGGGAAGAGCGUUCUGUGGUUAGUUCGUGUCUAGGAUUUGAGUGCCUUACUGAAUGUGUUUACCAGCAAACAUGUAGCAAUCUGUUCUCUCAUUGUGAUUGUGGAAGAAGCUCAUGUAAAAUGAUAGUCAUUAAUGAGGAAGUAUGGCGUGGUACUUAUUCUGUAAGUUCAGAGUAUGCUGAGUGUUAAUAGAUUAUCAUAUUGCCUGAAAAUAAAUUCAUGAUGACAUGAACAA